CAAGGCUCAGGUGUGAGAGAGCAUAACGCCAGUCACAUCCUCGGCUUCACUUUCAGAACCUCCUGAACCUCACACCUUGAGUCCACCGAAAGUUACACGCGCAUUACGCGGAUCGCACCCAUGAUUAUCUACAAACCUAGUUGGAUUACCCAUGGUGAUCACGCUCUCGGAUCCAAAGGCAAGAAGCCUUGUAUUUACUCCAUUCAUGUUCAUCCAGAUGGCAGUCGAUUGGCCACUGGUGGUCUAGAUGCUACCGUGAAAAUAUGGAAUACCCAACCGGUCCUGGACGAACGCGCCGAGAUGGAUACCAAUUGUCAUAAAUUGCUUUGCACCAUGACAAUGCACAAUGGCGCCGUAUUAUGCGUUCGUUGGUCCAACGAUGGUCGUUAUCUAGCGUCGAGCUCUGAUAAUGAUAAUGUUAUCAUUAUCUGGGAAUUGGACAAGGAAGCAGGAAGUGGCUCCGUAUUUGGAUCAUCUGAAGUCAAUCGCGAGACCUGGCGACCCGUGAAAUAUUUGCGCGGUCAUGAUUCAGAUGUGCAAGAUCUUGCCUGGUCAAAAGACAAUCAAUACCUCGCAUCCUGCGGUGUCGAUGGUUAUGUCAUUGUAUGGGAUGCGCAGACUUUUGAACAAGUGAAAAAGAUCGAUCAGCACGGUGGGUUCGUCAAAGGCGUCACGUGGGAUCCAGUCGGAAAGUACCUUGCCUCGCAGUCGGAUGAUAAAAUGGUGAAAAUUUGGCGAACCUCGGAUUGGGAACUGGAGAAGGAUAUCAAGGGACCUUUCAUCAAUGCCCCAGGCACCACAUUGUAUCGGCGAUUAAGCUGGUCGCCUAAUGGAUCUCACAUUGCUGCAGCCAAUGCUGUAAACGGUAUUCAGUGUGUAGCUGCCGUCAUCAGCAGAGACGAUUGGGCAGCCGACAUUUCCUUUGUCGGACAUCAGUUACCUAUUGAAGUGACGUGCUUUAAUCCAAAACUGUUUCGCACUUCAUCAGGAAAGAGCGAUACAGACAAUGCUUCUGAUGACGAUACCUGGGCUUCUAUUUGUGCUUUAGGAGGACAAGACCGCAGCAUCUCUAUAUGGCUCACAAAGUAUUGCAGACCGCUGUGCGUAGCCGCCGAUGUCUUUGAUAACAAUGUCUAUGAUUUAGCUUGGACACCCGACGGUAAAAAUCUGUUUGCCUGCUCUCAGGACGGCACAGUGGCGUGUCUUCAAUUAGGCGAAGAGCUUCGGGAAGUAGCCCCCGAGGAAGAAAUGCUUAAGCAACUAUCAAGAUACGGUUAUGGCCGACGUAAUGCACAGUUGCCGGAAACGCCUGGCCAACUGACACUGGAAGAUGAACAUGCUAUUUCCAGCAAAGCCUUAUCUUCAAAAAGAAUAGCGGAUUUGAUGGGCGUGAAUACAACACCUUCCUCAUCGCAAUCACCUACCCCCAUGGAUGUCGAUGCGAAACCGACCUCUUCACCUGUCAACGAAACCGGCAAUACUCCUACUGUUGCUUCAUCAUCGCUAUCUGUCUCACAACCACGACCGGCAGAUGCGGAUUUCACAUCGUCUUCCGGGAGUGCACCAGUCACCCCUCUUCAACAAAAAGUCACCAUUGGCAAAGAUGGAAAACGGCGUAUUCAGCCUAUUAUGAUCCGAAGCGGUACUUCCUCUUCAUCUAAUCAGUCAUCAGCUCAAAGUAGAUCCUAUCAAUCGAUGCAGGCAUCGCAAGGAACAGGAGCAAAUCCAUCCAAUCAAACGAAUAGCAUGGCAACCACUUCAGCAGUAUCAAGCUUAGAACGAGUGGACUAUGAUGAUCCUGCCGUAUCUCUUCCAACCACCGGCUUAAAAGCCACAGUCGUAGGCAAUAAGCGGAAGGCGGAGGCGACAGAAAGCGACGGCACGGUUUCUGCAGAGGUCUCUGGCACUGCACCUGCGAAUCCGCGUGAAAGACCCGAAUGGAUCGAUGCCGCAGUAAUUCCUCCUGUCGUUCUUUUACCCAGUCAAGUCAAAUUGGGUGCACCCAAGGUCAAAUCGACCUUUAUUCGAAAAACAUCUCCGACAGAGUCUAAUACCGUCAUGGAAUGCCAUAAUCCGAGAGAUAAAGAUUAUGCCAAAUUGGUUGUGAGUCGUCAUGGAUCCAUCUUAUGGACAGAUUAUUUGCCAAGCGCGAUAUUACUGAUGACCGGCAACUCUUUAUUCUGUGCUGCUGGAUGUGAGGAUGGUACAUUACACGUUUACUCUCCAGCUGGUCGAAGGUUAAUGCCUCCCGUAAUACUUGAGAGUACACCGGUCAUCCUCCAAUGCAAUGAGCAGUGGCUGCUGUGCCUCACAUUAACCGGACUUAUAUACACAUGGGAUAUUCCUCGAGAGCAGAGUUGUUUGGAUGGCAUAUCAGUGGCUCCGCUGUUAAGGGUCGCUCAGUUACCUUCCAAUGGACCACAAAAAGCACCUACCAUUAAGGAUGCUCGAGUGCAAAAGAAUGGAUCGGUCUUACUAGUCACAAGCUAUCGUCAAGCGUUCACUUAUCAUGGAGGCAUGAAGGCUUGGGUUCGCGUCAGCGACGCUUGGUAUAUCAUCUCAGAGUUCUGGGGUUCAGAAAGUCGGCCUGGUCAUGAUCGAUUACAACAUCCCCUUGGCUGGCUCUCUUUGGCUGUUAUGCGUGGCCCGGGCCGUGAUCCGACCAGUAAAUCGUUGUCGAGCCUUUCCAACAGUGAUAAAGACAUUAUAGGCACCAUCACAAUAAGUCACAUUGAAAUCCAGUUGGCGGUGGCGGCUUUGUUGGAAUCGCCGGAAGAAUACAGAGAAUGGCUCAUAUUUUAUGCAAGACGAUUAUCCAAAGAAAAUGCACAAGGAAAAGUGGAAGAACUGUGUCGAUGGCUUGCUGGACCACCAUUCAUUCAUGCCGAUAGUGACUCUCCAUGGGAGUCUACAAUUUUGGACCGUCUUUCGAAACAUGAGCUGCUAAAGCAAUUAUUACCGAUACUAGGUCAAAAUCGACAGUUACAGCGAAUACUGAAUGAUUAUUCAACUUUUAUUGGAGGAUAAUGGCAGUCAUCAUCUGGACAGCCGUAUCCUCACCAACUGCAUGCGUUGAUUAUAGCUAUCAACAAGGCAAUUUCUCCAAAUGUAUCAUAAUUGGCAAUAAAACCAGCAAAUGCAAAAGGC
Radiomyces spectabilis is the source of this 3147-nucleotide messenger RNA. RefSeq names its product WD40-repeat-containing domain protein. The transcript is spliced from 20 exons. Gene Ontology annotation, molecular function: nucleosome binding; protein binding. The record is from RefSeq and is a predicted model, not a curated record. The coding region runs from base 121 to 3027 and encodes 968 amino acids. Gene Ontology annotation, biological process: regulation of DNA-templated transcription; chromatin remodeling; DNA-templated transcription. Gene Ontology annotation, cellular component: nucleus; HIR complex. NCBI's taxonomy places the organism in Eukaryota, Fungi, Mucoromycota, Mucoromycetes, Mucorales, Radiomycetaceae.